Messenger RNA from Neltuma alba, 1161 nucleotides. Its product is annotated as F-box/kelch-repeat protein At3g23880-like. The transcript has a single exon. Gene Ontology annotation, molecular function: protein binding. The record is from RefSeq and is a predicted model, not a curated record. Bases 1 to 1161 code for a protein of 386 amino acids. NCBI's taxonomy places the organism in Eukaryota, Viridiplantae, Streptophyta, Magnoliopsida, Fabales, Fabaceae.
AUGAGGAACGAGACACCAUAUCUUCCUCAAGAAAUUGUCAGAAAUAUUCUCGUACGACUUCCCGUAAAAUCCCUAAUCCGAUUUCAAUGUGUGUGCCAAGAUUGGAAGAAUCUGUUCAAAACCCCAUGUUUCAUUGCAGAACACCGCCACCAUUCCACUCAGCAAAACUCUUUACUUGUUACCGAUUGCUAUAUCAGUAAAUGUAUAGCUGAUACUUGGCAUUUAAGCAUACUGAAUCGCGAGAUGCAAUUUCUUGAAUUUCGAAACCCUCCUAUCGCUGAUACCUUCGGGCCAUUAUGGAGGACUAUCCAUUCCAGUAAUGGCUUGCUUUGUCUCGAUCUCAUCAUAACUAAUGGACCUUAUAAUUCCUUUAUGUUGUGGAAUCCGGCUAUUAGAGAGGUCCGACAAGUGCCUCACUUUAUUAAUGAUUCUGAGAAGAGUGAUGAUUCUUCUGUCGGAUUUGGGUUCAGCCCAGUUGUUAAUGAUUACAAGAUUGUGAAACUUUCUUUGCUUGAUCGUAUGGUUGUUGAAGUGGAAGUAUAUGCACUAAGGACAGGGUUUUGGAGGAAAGUUAAACUUGGCAAUUUAGAGGUUACAACUAUUAAGAGUGAUCACGGUUUCCCUUGUAACGGAUCAAUCUUUUGGUAUGGAUUAAAGGAAUACGAUAGAAUUGAUGUGAUAGUUUCAUUUGAUAUAGCAAUUGAAGUCUUCACAUUGAUACCCUUUCCUACUGAGUCGCUUGCCUUUGAAUUAUCUCCCUUUAGGCUUACGAUGUAUGAUAACAAACUUGCUCUGGUUUCUGCUAUUAGAAAUAAUGAAUCGUCUUUAUUCAUUGAGUUGUGGUUGAUCGAGGAGUGUACAAAUGAGCCCAGGGAGGGAUGGAUUUGGACCAAAAUAUAUACAAGCAGAUCCUGUCCAUGCUGGAGUUUAAGUCCAAUGAUUAUUUGGAGAAAUGAAAUCGUUUGUAGUGUCCAUGCGAUGCAUGAAAUGCCAUUUGGAAGUGAAAUGAAGAAUGAUGAAGCAAAAGUUCUUUUGUGUAAUCUCACUACUAAUGAAUUCAACAUGUUUGCUUUCCCAACAAAAUGUGACUUUACUAAUCGGCUUUUGGAUUAUGCGGAAAGCCUUGUUCCAUUAAGUAACAUCAAGAUUGAAGGGCAGUGA